AUGGCCUCGGAAGUGGUGUGCGGGCUCGUCUUCAGGCUGCUGCUCCCCAUCUGCCUGGCAGUAGCCUGCGCCUUCCGGUACAACGGGCUCUCCUUCGUCUACCUCAUCUACCUCCUGCUCAUCCCCCUGUUCUCGGAACCAACUAAAGCCACCAUGCAAGGACACACGGGACGGUUGUUAAAGUCUCUGUGCUUCACCAGUCUCUCCUUCCUGUUGCUACACAUCAUUUUCCACAUCACGUUGGCGAGUCUGGAGGCACAGCACCGCAUCGCACCUGGUUACAACUGCUCAACCUGGGAGAAGACUUUCCGACAAAUCGGCUUCGAAAGCUUAAAGGGAGCCGACGCUGGCAAUGGGAUCCGAGUGUUUGUGCCUGACGUGGGCAUGUUCAUUGCCAGCCUGACCAUCUGGCUGGUCUGUAGGAACAUUGUUCAGAAGCCAAUGGCCGAAGAGGCCGUGCAAUGUAACCCGGAGUUUGAGAACGAAGAGUCGGCUGGAGGAGAAAAAAUAGACUCUGAAGAGGCCCUGAUUUAUGAAGAGGACUUAGAUGAAGGAGACGGUGCUGAAGGCGAUUUGGAGGAAAGCACGAAAUUAAAACUCUUCCGCAGGCUGGCCUCCGUGGCCUCCAAGCUGAAGGAGUUUAUUGGCAACAUGAUAACUACAGCGGGGAAGGUUGUUGUGACGAUUUUACUGGGUUCAUCAGGGAUGAUGCUGCCCUCUCUGACCUCAUCCGUGUACUUCUUCGUGUUCCUGGGCCUGUGUACCUGGUGGUCCUGGUGCCGGACCUUCGACCCCUUGCUGUUCAGCUGUCUCUGCGUCCUGCUGGCCAUCUUCACUGCGGGACACCUGAUCGGACUUUAUCUGUACCAGUUCCAGUUCUUCCAGGAAGCCGUUCCCCCCAACGACUACUACGCCAGGUUGUUUGGUAUCAAAUCAGUCAUUCAGACGGACUGUUCCAGCACAUGGAAGAUCAUUGCCAACCCCGACCUGUCCUGGUACCACCACGCCAACCCCAUCGUUCUGCUGGUGAUGUACUACACGCUGGCCACUCUGAUCCGAAUCUGGCUGCAGGAGCCCGUUGUGCAGGAAGAGAAGACCAAGGAGGAGGACAGAGCCCUGGCCUGCAGCGCCGCGCCCAUCACGGCCGAGAGGAGGCGGAGCCUGUGGUACGCCACCCACUACCCCACCGAUGAGAGAAAACUUUUAUCCAUGACUCAGGAUGACUACAAGCCGUCCGACGGCCUGCUGGUGACCGUGAAUGGCAACCCCGUGGACUACCACACCAUCCACCCCAGCCUCCCACUGGAGAAUGGCCCCGCCAAGGCUGACCUGUACUCCACACCGCAGUACCGCUGGGAGCCCGCCACUGCCUCCCCUGAAAAGAAGGAGGAAGAUAAUGAUGAGAAAGAAGAGUUUGAGGAGGAGCGGAGCCGGGAGGAGAAGAGGAGUGUCAAAGUGCACGCCAUGGUGUCUGUGUUCCAGUUUAUCAUGAAACAGAGCUACAUCUGUGCCCUCAUCGCCAUGAUGGCCUGGAGCAUCACCUACCACAGCUGGCUGACCUUCGUGCUGCUCAUCUGGUCCUGCACCCUGUGGAUGAUCCGCAACCGGAGGAAGUAUGCCAUGAUCAGCUCCCCCUUCAUGGUCGUCUACGGAAACCUGCUGCUCAUACUGCAGUACAUAUGGAGCUUCGAGCUCCCCGAGAUUAAAAAGGUCCCGGGUUUCUUAGAAAAGAAGGAGCCGGGGGAGCUCGCCUCAAAGAUUCUGUUCACCAUCACGUUCUGGCUGCUGCUGAGACAGCACCUCACAGAGCAGAAAGCUCUCCAAGAAAAGGAAGCUCUUCUGUCUGAGGUCAAAAUCGGAAGUCAGGAAAAUGAAGAGAAAGAUGAUGAACAGGAUGUACAGGUAGACAGCGAGGCUCAGGAGAAGGAGGAAGGAGAGGAGCCGAAGGAGGAGCAGCAGGAGCGGAGAGAGGACGAGGAAGAAGAAGAGGCAGACGAGCAGGACGUGAUGAAGGUGCUGGGGAACCUGGUGGUGGCCCUGUUCAUCAAGUACUGGAUCUACGUCUGCGGGGGGAUGUUCUUCUUCGUCAGCUUCGAGGGUAAAAUCGUGAUGUACAAGAUCAUCUACAUGGUACUCUUCCUCUUCUGUGUGGCCCUGUAUCAGGUGCACUAUGAAUGGUGGAGGAGGAUUCUGAAGUACUUCUGGAUGUCGGUGGUUAUCUACACAAUGCUGGUGCUUAUCUUUAUAUACACAUAUCAGUUUGAAAACUUCCCAGGCUUGUGGCAAAACAUGACUGGACUGAAAAAAGAAAAGCUGGAGGACCUUGGCCUGAAGCAGUUCACGGUGGCCGAGCUGUUCACGCGCAUCUUCAUCCCUACCUCCUUCCUCCUGGUCUGCAUUCUGCACCUGCACUACUUCCAUGACCGAUUCCUGGAGCUCACCGACCUGAAGUCCAUCCCCAGCAAGGAGGACAGCGCUGUCUAUAGCCAUGCCAAGGUCAAUGGGCGUGUGUAUCUGAUAAUAAAUAGCAUCAAGAAAAAAUUACCAAUCCACCACAAUGAGCUGGCCCACCCUGAGGGAAGCCUUCCAGACCUUGCCAUGAUGAAGCUGACUGCCAGCCUGGAGGUGGCAGAGGUCAAGCAGCUGGCUGGGCCUGGGGAGGAGAUGCCAGGGGGAUGCCCUGCAAAAGCCAAGAAGGGUGAGCCUGGCAGGGACAGCGAGGACGAGGAUGAGGAUGAGGACGAGGAGGAUGAAGAGGAGGAGGAGACGUCAGAUCUGAGGAACAAGUGGCACUUGGUGAUCGACCGCCUCACGGUGCUGCUGCUGCGAUUCCUGGAGGGCUUCCACCAGCUGCAGACAUUCCUGUGGUGGAUCCUGGAGCUGCACAUCGUCAAGAUUGUGUCCUCCUACAUCAUCUGGGUGUCCGUGAAGGAGGUGUCUCUGUUCAACUACGUGUUUCUGAUUUCCUGGGCUUUUGCUCUGCCGUAUGCUAAGCUCCGCCGUCUGGCCUCCAGUGUCUGCACCGUCUGGACAUGUGUGAUCAUUGUCUGUAAGAUGCUGUACCAGCUGCAGACCAUCAAGCCUGAGAACUUCUCUGUGAACUGUUCGUUGCCAAAUGAAAACCAGACGAACAUCCCCCUGCACCAGCUGAACAAGUCUCUGCUCUACAGCGCACCCAUUGACCCCACAGAAUGGGUGGGCCUCAGGAAGUCGUCUCCUCUACUUGUCUACCUGAGGAACAACCUGCUGAUGCUGGCUAUCCUGGCCUUCGAGGUCACCAUCUACCGCCAUCAGGAGUACUACCGUGGUCGAAACAACCUCUCAACCCCCGUUUCUAAAACCAUCUUCCACAACAUCACAAGACUCCAGCUGGAUGAUGGACUUGUUAACUGUGCCAAGUAUUUCAUCAAUUACUUCUUCUACAAGUUUGGUCUGGAGACCUGUUUCCUCAUGUCAGUUAAUGUGAUCGGCCAGCGCAUGGACUUCUACGCCAUGAUUCACGCCUGCUGGCUGAUUGCCGUCCUGUACCGGCGCAGGAGGAAGGCCAUCGCCGAGAUCUGGCCCAAGUACUGCUGCUUCCUGGCUUGCAUCAUCACCUUCCAGUAUUUCAUCUGCAUCGGCAUCCCCCCUGCCCCCUGUCGAGACUACCCUUGGAGGUUCAAGGGCGCCAGCUUCAAUGACAACGUCGUCAAGUGGCUGUACUUCCCUGACUUCAUCGUUCGACCCAACCCUGUGUUCCUUGUGUAUGAUUUCAUGCUACUCCUGUGUGCCUCACUGCAACGGCAGAUCUUUGAGGACGAGAAUAAGGCUGCUGUACGGAUUGUGGCGGGCGACAACGUGGAGAUCUGCAUGAACCUGGAUGCGGCCUCAUUCAGCCAGCACAAUCCCGUGCCCGACUUCAUCCACUGCAGGUCGUACCUGGACAUGUCCAAGGUGGUCAUCUUCAGCUACCUCUUCUGGUUCGUGCUCACUAUCAUCUUCAUCACCGGGACGACCCGCAUCAGCAUCUUUUGCAUGGGCUACCUGGUGGCCUGCUUCUACUUCCUGCUCUUCGGGGGCGACUUGCUGCUGAAACCCAUCAAGAGCAUCCUGCGCUACUGGGACUGGCUGAUCGCUUACAAUGUCUUCGUGAUCACGAUGAAAAACAUACUGUCGAUAGGAGCGUGUGGCUAUAUUGAAAAAUUGGUUCAAAAUAGUUGCUGGUUGAUCCAAGCAUUCAGCCUGGCCUGUACAGUCAAGGGCUACAAAAUGCCUGAUGAUGACUCCUCCUGUAAACUGCCCAGUGGGGAGGCAGGAAUCAUUUGGGACAGCAUAUGCUUUGCCUUCCUGCUGCUGCAGAGAAGAGUGUUCAUGAGUUACUAUUUCCUGCAUGUGGUGGCAGAUAUAAAAGCCUCACAGAUCCUGGCAUCCAGAGGGGCCGAGCUUUUCCAGGCCACCAUUGUGAAGGCUGUGAAGGCCAGAAUCGAGGAGGAGAAAAAGUCCAUGGACCAGCUGAAGAGGCAGAUGGACCGCAUCAAGGCCAGGCAACAGAAAUACAAAAAGGGUAAGGAGAGGAUGCUGAGCUUGACCCAGGAGUCGGGGGAAGGCCAAGAUCUCCAAAAACUUUCUGAAGAGGAUGACGAGAGAGAAGCAGACAAACAGAAAACCAAGGGCAAAAAAAAGCAGUGGUGGCGGCCUUGGGUUGAUCAUGCUUCCAUGGUCAGGAGUGGAGAUUACUAUUUGUUUGAAACGGAUAGUGAAGAGGAGGAAGAGGAAGAAUUGAAAAAGGAAGACGAAGAGCCCCCCCGGAGGUCAGCCUUCCAGAGAGCUAUUGGGAAGUUUGCAUCAGCCAUUUUAGCCUUGCCAAAGUCUAUCAUUAAACUUCCCAAAACUAUUCUUCAGUAUUUAAUCAGAGCUGCAAAGUUUGUUUAUCAUGCCUGGAUAACUGACCCUAAAACAGCACUCCGACAGAGGCGCAAAGAGAAAAAAAGAUCUGCAAGAGAAGAACAGAAAAGAAGGAGAAAAGAAUCUGGGGAGGGUCCUGUGGAGUGGGAAUACCGGGAAGAUGAGCCAGUCAAAAAGAAGUCUGAUGGACCAGACAACAUCAUCAAGAGGAUCUUUAAUAUUUUGAAGUUCACCUGGGUCCUGUUUCUGGCAACCGUGGACAGUUUCACAACGUGGCUCAACUCCAUCUCCAGGGAGCACAUCGACAUCUCCACUGUCCUGAGGAUUGAGCGCUGCAUGCUGACCAGAGAGAUCAAGAAGGGCAACGUCCCAACCCGGGAGAGCAUCCACAUGUACUACCAGAACCAUAUCAUGAACCUGUCCAGGGAGUCGGGGCUGGACACCAUCGACGACCAUGCUGGCGCUGCUGCGGGUGCACAGACUGCCCACAGGAUGGACAGCUUGGAUUCCCACGACAGCAUCUCCAGCUGCUACACGGAAGCAACCAUGCUGUUCUCAAGGCAGUCCACCCUUGAUGAUUUAGAUGGACCAGAAACUGUGCCUAAAACGAGUGAGCGCGCUCGGCCCGGGCUCCGUAAAAUGCUCAGCAUGGAUGUGUCCUCCUCGUCAGCCGAGAGCACCAGCUUAGGCUCCAGCGAGCCCACGCAGUGCACGAUGCUGUACUCGCGCCAGGGGACCACGGAGACCAUCGAGGAAGUGGAGGCUGAGCAGGACGAGGAGACAUCCGAGGGGGCCCGGGAGGCCGAGUCCCCACAGGACCCCACGGAGGACGGCGAUGUGGAGGCCCCGCCGUCCUACAGCAAGGCUGUCAGCUUUGAGCGCCUGUCCUUCGACUCCCGGGAUGACUCAGCCGGCCAGACCCACAUGGAAGUCAGCCCGGAUGACAGCCGCUCGGAUCGGCUGGAAGCCAGCAUCCUGCCACCCCUGACCCACGAGCUGACAGCCAGCGAGCUGCUGCUGAACAAGAUGUUCCACGACGACGAGCUGGAGGAGUCAGAGAAGUUCUACGUGGGGCAGCCUCGCUUCCUGCUGCUCUUCUAUGCACUGUACAACACGCUGGUGGCCCGCUCCGAGAUGGUGUGCUACUUUGUCAUCAUCCUCAACCACAUGGUCUCCGCCUCCAUGAUCACCCUCGUGCUGCCCAUCCUCAUCUUCCUCUGGGCCAUGCUGUCCGUCCCCCGGCCCAGCAGGCGCUUCUGGAUGAUGGCCAUCGUCUACACGGAGGUGGCCAUUGUGGUCAAGUACUUCUUCCAAUUUGGGUUCUUCCCCUGGAACAAGAAUGUGGAACUGAACAAGGACAAGCCUUACCACCCACCCAACAUCAUCGGGGUGGAGAAGAAGGACGCCUACGUGCUCUACGACCUCAUCCAGCUGCUCGCACUCUUCUUCCACCGCUCCAUCCUAAAGUGUCACGGCCUCUGGGACGAAGACGACAUCGUGGACAGCGGCUCGGACAAGGUGGACUCGGACGACGAGCUGUCCCUCGGCCAUGGUAGGAGGGCCUCCUCCGACUCGCUCAAGUCCAUCAACCUGGCUGCAUCCGUGGAGUCGGUGCACGUGACCUUCCCGGAGCAGCCAGCUGCCGUCCGGAGGAAGCACUCCAGCAGCGGCUCCCAGACAUCACAGGAGUCCAGCUUUUCCUCGAAUAGGUCCAAGAGAGGCAGCACGAGCACCCGGAACAGCAGCCAGAAAGGAAGCAGCGUCGUGAGUGUCAAGCAGAAGAGCAGACGGGAACUUUACAUGGAGAAGCUGCAGGAACACUUAAUCAAAGCAAAGGCCUUUACCAUAAAGAAGACCCUGCAGCUCUACGUGCCCAUCAGGCAGUUCUUCUACGACCUCAUCCACCCCGACUACAGCGCCGUCACUGACGUGUACGUGCUUAUGUUCCUGGCGGACACCGUGGACUUCGUCAUCAUUGUCUUUGGCUUCUGGGCCUUCGGGAAACACUCGGCUGCAGCCGACAUCACGUCCUCACUGUCCGAGGACCAGGUGCCAGGGCCCUUCCUGGUGAUGGUGCUCAUUCAGUUCGGGACUAUGGUGGUGGACCGGGCGCUCUACCUCAGGAAGACUGUCCUGGGAAAGGUCAUCUUCCAGGUCAUCCUGGUGUUUGGGAUUCACUUCUGGAUGUUCUUCAUCCUGCCUGGCGUGACCGAGAGGAAGUUCAGCCAGAACCUGGUCGCGCAGCUAUGGUACUUCGUCAAGUGCGUGUACUUCGGGCUGUCCGCCUACCAGAUCCGCUGCGGCUACCCAACUCGGGUCCUCGGCAACUUCCUCACCAAGAGCUACAACUACGUCAACCUCUUCCUGUUCCAGGGGUUCCGCCUGGUCCCUUUCCUGACGGAGCUGAGGGCUGUGAUGGACUGGGUGUGGACAGACACGACCCUGAGCCUGUCCAGCUGGAUCUGCGUGGAGGACAUCUAUGCUCACAUCUUCAUCCUCAAGUGUUGGCGGGAGUCGGAAAAAAGGUACCCGCAGCCCCGGGGGCAGAAGAAGAAGAAGGUGGUCAAGUACGGGAUGGGGGGCAUGAUCAUCGUGCUGCUCAUCUGCAUCGUCUGGUUCCCGCUACUCUUCAUGUCUCUGGUCAAAUCCGUCGCUGGGGUUAUCAACCAGCCCCUGGACGUCUCAGUCACAAUCACCCUGGGCGGGUACCAGCCUAUUUUCACAAUGAGUGCCCAGCAAAGCCAGCUGAAAGUUAUGGACCAGCCAAUGUUUAAUAAAUUCAUUAAAGCUUUUUCUAAGGACACUGGUGCUAUGCAAUUUCUGGAAAAUUAUGAAAAAGAAGACAUAACAGUCGCAGAACUGGAAGGAAACUCAAAUUCUUUAUGGACCAUCAGCCCUCCCAGUAAGCAGAAAAUGAUACACGAACUCAAGGACCCCAAUAGUAGCUUCUCUGUUGUUUUUUCAUGGAGUAUUCAGAGAAACAUGAGUCUGGGUGCAAAAGCAGAAAUAGCAACAGAUAAGCUUUCUUUCCCUCUUAAAAACAAGACACGAGAGAAUAUUGCUAAAAUGAUAGCUGGCGGCGACACGGAAAGUUCCAGGACACCCGUGACCAUAGACAGGAUUUACCCAUACUAUGUGAAAGCACCCAGUGACUCUAACUCCAAACCCAUAAAGCAGCUUUUAUCUGAAAAUAAUUUCAUGAACAUCACCAUCAUUUUGUCCAGAGACAAUGCGACUAACUCGAACAGUGAGUGGUGGGUUCUCAACUUGACUGGGAACAGAAUCUACAACCAGGAAGCGCAGGCCCUGGAGCUGGUGGUCUUCAACGACAAGGUCAGCCCCCCCAGCCUGGGGUUCCUGGCCGGCUACGGUAUCAUGGGCCUCUAUGCUUCCGUGGUGCUGGUGAUUGGGAAGUUUGUCCGGGAAUUCUUCAGCGGGAUUUCUCACUCCAUCAUGUUUGAAGAACUUCCCAACGUGGAUCGGAUUCUGAAAUUGUGCACAGACAUUUUUUUAGUCCGGGAGACCGGAGAGCUGGAGCUCGAGGAGGAUCUCUAUGCCAAAUUAAUAUUCCUGUACCGGUCGCCAGAAACCAUGAUCAAAUGGACCAGGGAGAAAACAAACUGA
Molecule: messenger RNA, 8508 nt
Organism: Budorcas taxicolor (takin)
Lineage: Eukaryota; Metazoa; Chordata; Mammalia; Artiodactyla; Bovidae
Gene: PIEZO2
Product: piezo type mechanosensitive ion channel component 2
Exons: 56
Coding region: 1-8508 (2835 amino acids)
Biological process (GO): cellular response to mechanical stimulus; detection of mechanical stimulus; regulation of membrane potential
Cellular component (GO): plasma membrane
Molecular function (GO): mechanosensitive monoatomic ion channel activity; monoatomic cation channel activity
Source: RefSeq, a predicted model, not a curated record